Anthostomella pinea is the source of this 1752-nucleotide messenger RNA. NCBI's taxonomy places the organism in Eukaryota, Fungi, Ascomycota, Sordariomycetes, Xylariales, Xylariaceae. The record is from the annotation of a GenBank genome assembly.
AUGUCCAAUGAGUCUUAUGAUCUGAACGAGCUAUUCCGAGACGUCGGUAGCUCGCCUGAGCGGCGAUCAACGGAAAGGGGGCGCAACAGCUCGCCUCUUCGUAGUAUCGAGAUAGACCCGAUAGGACCCACGCCACGGCUACCACCACCGAUACAUAGUACAGCCAGUGAUGAAGAUGGGCCACGAGAUCUUUCGGCCUCUCCGGCGCAAAGAGAAGGGUCGCUUGCUUCUUCGGCGCCGAUGCCUGCAAUCAUCAUCCCUAGAAACAAACGGAGAGGCUUGCUGGCGUGGAUGGCUGUCUUGCCAGAAGUCGAUCGACCGUAUGACUAUGGGAACUCGACCAAAUGGACCAUCACGAUCCUCGCAGCGUUGGCUGGCUGCGCAGCACCCAUGGGCUCAGCUAUACUCUACCCCGCACUGCCCGAGAUGGCGAAAGAUCUGAACGUCGCCCCGACGCUUGUUAACUUCGCCGUCGCCUUUUACAUGCUAGCGAUGUCGAUCUUCCCUCUAUGGUGGUCGUCAUUCUCCGAGAGGUUCGGUCGCCGCUCCGUCUACCUGACCUCUUUCCUCCUGAACAUCGCGUUUUCCAUAGGCAGCGGGUUCAGCCGCAACAUCGCCAUGCUGAUCGUCUUCCGCGUGCUAUCGGGCGGCGCGGCAGCCUCGGCGCAAGCUGUCGGUGCCGGUACCAUUGCCGACAUCUGGGAGUCGAGAGAGCGUGGUAGCGCGAUGGGCAUCUUCUAUCUUGGGCCACUCAUGGGCCCCCUGCUCGCCCCUAUCAUCGGAGGUGGACUGACGGCUAGCGCCGGGUGGCGAUCGACAAUGUGGUUUCUCGCUGCUUACGGCGCCUUCGUCUGGGUGGCUGUUCUGAUCGGCGUACCGGAGACGCUCGCGCGGGAAAAACAGCAACAGAUAGCAGCAGCCGUGACGCUCCCCGACCCAUCCCCACCCCCCGACGGCAACGAAAACGGCCUCUCCCAAACCCCGAGCCGACGCUCCGUGCGCCUCAAGACGAGGAAGACGGGCGCCUGGCUCAAACGCCUGCUCAUCGACCCCCUCACCAUCCUGACCUACAUCCGGUUCCCGGCGAUCGCGCUGACAGUCUCGUACGCCGCGGUCACGUUUGGCUCUCUGUACGUUCUUAACAUCAGCAUACAGUCGGUCUUCUCGGCGCCGCCGUACGGCUUCUCGCCCAUCGUCGUCGGGCUGCUGUACGUGCCGGCCUCGUCGGGCUACUUCAUCGCGUCGCUGCUGGGAGGGCCAUGGCUGGACCGCAUCAUGAUGCGUGAGGCGCGCAAGGCGGGCCGCUACGACGCCCGCGGCAAGCUCAUCGUGCUCCCCGAGUUCCGCAUGGCCGAGAACGCCUGGCUGUCGGCCAGCCUGUACCCGGGCGCGCUGAUCUGGUACGGCUGGUCGGUGCAGUACGGCGUGCACUGGAUCGUGCCCGCGGUCGCCAACUUCUUCUUCGGCCUCGGCAGCAUGCUGGUCUUCAGCAUGGCGACGACCAUGCUGACCGAGUUCAUGCCAAGAAGCAGUAGUUCCGGCGUCGCCCUCAAUAACUUCGUCCGCAACAUCCUCAGCUGCAUCGGCGGUAUCGCCGGGCAGCCGCUCAUCGAUGCAAUAGGUAAUGGGUGGCUGGCUACGGGCGUGGCGAUUAUUGCGUGGGUCAUGGGCAAUUAUUGCAUCUUCACGGUGCGGCGCAAUGCCGAGAGGUGGAGGAUUCAGAUGGAUGAUGCUAUGAGCAGGCAGCGAUGA